UUGAAGUGUCAAAUUUCAAUCAGCGAAAAUUUUUCACUGCAAAUAUUUUGGUCGAGCAUUUUUUUCCAUUCAAAAUUAUCGACCGGAAAAACAUGGAUUGCAUCGGAUGGAUUGACCAGAUCAACUAAAUCGAGACAAAGAAUUUUUUGUUUUGAAGACCCUUUCUGUACGCAACGAGAAGACGGAACAGUGAGAAUUAGUGGUAUGCGUGUGCUUUACAUCCUUUACAUUAAGGUGGCCUGUCAAACAAAAUUGAUUUUUUUGUUGGUUUUCCAUAAUUGCACUCCAAUACGUUCAAAUUGAAAAUGAUGGCCGAUACAUCGGACAAUGAUAAUGAAAUAAAUAUUCGUCGCGGGCUGGACGUCAUACAGAGUAUGAUUGAUAUUUCCGCCGAUCGAUUGGAGGGCCUACGAACACAAUGUGCGACAAGUGCUGAAUUAACGCAACAGGAAAUUCGAAUCUUAGAAGCGAAAUUGGUGAAAAUGUUCUCCGAACUGCUGAUAACAAAGGCGAAACUACCGGAACGAUUACCCAAAGGACUUCCAGCCACUGGUGCUGAAUUGAAACAAUGGUUACGCGUUGUCGGCCUGAGUCCCGAAUCGUUGAACGUUGUGAUGCAACGCGUUAGCACAUUAGAACUGCUGUUGGACAAAAAUGACAUCGAAUUACGGUUGAUACUGAACAACAAUACGAACGUUCGCGAAGAAGAGGCCCGUCGUCUGGUGCGAGCAAUGCUGAAUUUGAAACGAUGCCGUGAGUCCAUCAACCUCGGCGAAAAAGAGCCGGCCGAUUUGUACUGGGACUCGUGGGAUCGUCAUCAUCACGUUCGAUCGGGCGCGUCACCUCGACCGAAUCGAUCGCAUGUACGGCAACAAGGCAAUCAUCGGUACGCGUAUCCAACACAUCAAGUACAUAGUCCGCCUCCGGAAAUCUACCUGCCCGACCACAAUUCCAAACUUUCCACAAUAUCACCGGAAGAGAUACCACGGUCCUGUGCCACUUCCCUACUAACACCGUCGCCUUCACCACCCUCAUCGCCUUUGAUCAAUAACAACAAACAACCGAAAGCGGUUAAAGGAUUCCCGACCACACCGCCGCCAUAUAAACGACAUCAGACUUAUUUGGGUCAACCGCAAUCAAGCUUUGCAACGUCAACAGCAGGAACCUGUAGCAGCAACCAAAAUGUGAUGAAUGAUGUUAAUGCAAUGACCAAAUCCAUAUCGCACGAAUUGAUAAAUCAACAGCAACAACAACAGCAGCAGCAGCAGCAGCAACAACAACAACAACAAUUCGAGCAAACCACUGGUGAUACCAAUGUAAUGGUGAAACAUCAACAUCCACAACAGCAAACACAAUCCGUGCCAUACAAUUCAAAUUCGAAUGGUAAUCAAAUCGCUGUAUCAGCAGCAUCACGAUCUCGAUUGAAUACCGAACCAACGUCAGACAACUAUCCCGAUCAUCAUUUCGAUAAUUCAAUUAACAUUCCAGUUCCUCGGUCACCGAUUAUGGCCCACAUGAUCGCCCACCGAUUCAUCAAGAAAUUCAAAGUGGGCACCUGCGAUCUCUGUCACAAGCAAAUGAUUUACGGUCUCCGGUGCAAAGACUGCAAAUAUUUGUGUCACAAAGACUGUGAAACGCGUGUACCGCCAUCGUGUUGCCUGCCCCGUGAACUGAUCGAUGAAUUCAAGAAGACGCUGCCGACGGACAUAUUUAUGUCGGGCAACAAUUCGCCAGUGUACCGUCCGAAAUAUGAACGUCCGAACAAUGUCAGUUCGCCAGCAUCCAGCUGUAACAGUUCGACGCCAUCGAGCCCAGCUCCGAUAUCAAUGACGCUACCCAUACCACAUACACCGGCCACCGGCAAGCAUACUCAAUUCGACUUUUCCGAUGCAGCCACCACAUCGUCGACUGUGAUACGCAUACAGGAAGUGACCUCACCGCGGAAAGAAAUUUACCCGCAAAAACCGAUUUCGCCGAGACCGGUUCAGACUACCGUCACGGAAGUGAACUGCCAGGAGAGCGAGAAAACCAUUUCGUUGACCAGUUCGAACAGUGCCAGCACCAGUUCGGAUCGAACGCAUCUUCGUAUCGAUUCGUUGGAGGAGAAUGAGGAACGAGAAGAUGAAAAUGCGAUGCAGGAGCACUGGACGCGACAGAACAGUGUUUCGCUGAAAGAGUGGGACAUUCCAUUCGAUGAUUUGGAAAUAAUGGAAAAGAUCGGCGAUGGGCGUUUCGGAACCGUGCAUCGUGCGCAGUGGCAUGGUGCUGUAGCUGUGAAAUUACUGAAAGAAAGCUAUUUGGACAAUGAAGCGUUCAUAUUGGAAGUGGCAACAUUCAAGAAGACCCGGCACGAGAAUGUGGUGCUCUUCAUGGGCGCUUGCAUUAAACCUCAGGCAAUUGUGACGUCCCUGUGUAAGGGCAAUACGUUGUAUACGCAUAUCCAUCAACGUCGAGACAAAUUCAAUUUGAACAAAACGACCAUGGUGGCACAGCAAAUAUCGCAAGGAAUGGGAUAUCUGCAUGCCAGGGAUAUCGUGCACAAAGACUUAAAGACGAAAAAUAUUUUUCUGGAAAACGGCAAGGUUAUCAUCACCGAUUUCGGACUGUUCAGCGCAACGAAGCUACAGUAUGACGCUAAAUAUGGCCUGGAAAUACCGAGCGGAUGGCUUUGCUAUUUAGCUCCCGAAUUGAUUCAAGUACUGCAACCGUGUCGUCCGGAGAGAGACAACAUGCCAUUUUCAAAGGCAUCCGAUAUUUAUGCAUUCGGAACGGUUUGGUACGAAUUGCUGUGCGGUGAAUUUCCAUUCAAGUCACAGGCCGCCGAGGCGAUCAUUUUCCAGGUCGGUCGCGGUAUGAAACAGACACUAGCGAAUUUACAGGCAUCGAGAGAUGUCAAAGACAUUUUGAUGACUUGCUGGGCUUUUGAACCGGGCAAUCGGGCAGACUUUGCUAAAUUGCUAACGCUAUUGGAACGACUACCAAAGAAAAGAUUGGCCAGAAGUCCAUCACAUCCCGUACAAUUGUCACGGUCAGCAGAAUCAGUAUUUUAAGUUCUGGUCCCGUUCUAGGAGCCGAGAGCCCGUGUGCAUGCAUUUCAGACGCAUUUUAUCAUUGGGUCCGCGGAGUGAAUCUUAAUGCGAUUCGUACGAUGAGAAUGGUUUGUUCUGACACUUUCACUUGACCGAGUGCAGGCCGAACGUGUAGCUCAGUAGGGAAACCGAAUUGUCGACAAAAUGAACGUAUUGGAGAGAAACGAUAAAACCAAUUUAAAAAUCAAAUU
This is a messenger RNA of Bradysia coprophila, 3280 nucleotides long. RefSeq names its product kinase suppressor of ras (gene ksr). Gene Ontology annotation, biological process: protein phosphorylation. The record is from RefSeq and is a predicted model, not a curated record. NCBI's taxonomy places the organism in Eukaryota, Metazoa, Arthropoda, Insecta, Diptera, Sciaridae. Gene Ontology annotation, molecular function: ATP binding; protein serine/threonine kinase activity.